Nothoprocta perdicaria is the source of this 1126-nucleotide messenger RNA. It is a transcript of the gene CTXN1, whose product is annotated as cortexin 1. Bases 109 to 363 code for a protein of 84 amino acids. The transcript has a single exon. The record is from RefSeq and is a predicted model, not a curated record. NCBI's taxonomy places the organism in Eukaryota, Metazoa, Chordata, Aves, Tinamiformes, Tinamidae.
GAGCGAAUGCAGCAGUGCUGGCACCCGUGGAGUGACCUGGSAGCCUGAUGGCCGUGCUGUGAGUGUGCUGAGCCCUGCCCGCGUGCCGAGCACGCCUCCCGCUCUGCCAUGAAUGAUGCGUCAACCAUGGAUUAUGAACUGUUGUCCCCUUCCUUGGUUGAGCACCCGGCCGGUGCUGCCGGCAUGGAUGCUGAGCAGAAAACCGUCUUCGCCUUCGUCAUCUUCCUCCUGGUCUUCUUGGUGAUGCUGAUGGUGCGCUGCUUCCGCAUCCUGCUGGACCCCUACAGCCGCAUGCCCGCCUCCUCCUGGACUGACCACAAAGAGGGCCUGGAGCGGGGCCAGUUCGACUACGCYUUGGUGUAGGCGCGGGGAUGGCGCGAGCCCAGCAGCUCCACGCKCCCGCUCGGCCCUGCGGCCCCCUGUGGUGUCACCCCCGGCCGCGUGGGGCCGGGGGCCAGGGUGGGUUUUCUAGCGGUUUCUUUCUUUUCUAAGCACUUUCUGAUUUUCCUCCCGAUCUGCAGCCGCCUUGGGGAGCCAUGUUGGAAGGACUAAAGGCAGCUGCCCGGGCCCUUCUGCCCACUCCCCUCGCAGACAGGGCCGCGUGUCAUGGUGAGGGGCAGGUGGCCACGGGGCAGGGCCACCACCCAAGCCCGGGUGGCUCUGCCGGUCACCAGGUUGGAGCUUCGACCUCCCUCUCCUCCUGCCUCUUGUGUUGUCCCUGUGCCCCGGGCCGCACUGAGUCCAUGAGGGGACCCAUGGGCACCGCACCCCAGYGCUGGCUUUGCUGCCCUGACCCAGGCGUGAGAGGAACGAUGGAGACACCUCACGCACCGGCCCCUCAUGGCAGCGCGGCCUCGGCCUGCUCUCUGCUUCGUGCCGUAGCCACCUCUCCCUGCGUGACCUCUGGGAGAUUCCCCCUCCGCCGGCGUAGGCCUGGCAGGAGCCAUUCCCAGCUCCAGUGGGUGCCAAGGGGCCACUCCACAUCCAGCGGUGCUGGGGCCACCAUGUUCCUGGGUUGCAGAUGGGCUGUGUGAGGAGCUGAGGGCCGAACAGAGCUGGGGCUCCCCAUGUGAGGCAGGAGCUGUGCCUGUCUCGCAGGGCACUGCAGCUUGCCACGGGGCUACCA